CGGCCGCGACGAGCACUCUGGGAAAUGUAGUUUAUCUUGGCGUCCCCUGCUCCUCUGGCUCCGGACCGAGGACUACAACUCCCAGGAUGCCUCGAGGCUCACUUUUCUUCCGAGGGCCGCGCAACUGAGAGAUUGGCGUCCGCUGGGCUCCCGACGAGAGAGCAGGGCGAGCUGGGCUCGAGUGGGGUCCUGACCAGCGGCUAUGGCUGGGACAGGCCCCAGCGGCUGCGCCUCUGCGGGGAACGGCGCGUAACCCGGGGGAUUUCAGGGGCUGGGAGGAGAGACCGGCAACACCAGAGAUGACCCCCUCCGACUCCUUUCUUCCAAGGCAUGGGAAGGGAGGAUGAGCCUGAUGUGGGCAGAAUUCAAAUGAGCUGGACAGCACUGUGAACAAGCUACAAGCAGCUCCCAGAGUCUUGAGAUGGCACCAAAAACCAAAAAGGGAUUGAAAGGCUCCAUUGAUGAUGUCCUCGGUGACCUCUUGGGGGAUGAGAUGAUACUACCCGAGGAGCCUGUGAAACUAGCUUCCCGAGCCCGAGAUGCCAUGGCUGUAACCCAGGCGCUCCCUUCUUCAAGGGCUAGAACAAAGUUCCUCCUGGAAGACUGUGCCUUCAGCACCACAGCAGGCCUGACAGGACCUGAUGCUGAGAUUUCAGACAUCUCAGACGCAGACCCGCAGGCUCUCCUCCAGACCAUGAAGGAUCUGGACGACAUGGAUGCCGAUCUCUUGGGUCUGAAGAAGUCCGAUCUGGCCUCCAGCAAAAGAGCUGCAAAGGGCUCUGGGAAAGAAGAGUUGCCUAGUCAUCCUAAAUCUGCCGGGGACACCAUUCCUGCCAAGAAGUCCCCUCCCUCUCCCAGCAACUUUGGGCAUCAGUACAGGAAGUUUUCCUUCGAAGACUUGGAAGACCCAUUGGCGGGACUUCUCUCCGAUGAUGAGGAAGGAACCACCAAGAAGCCACCCAGGACAGAGAGUAAACUGGCUUCCGAAAAGGGCACAGCCCCAGUCAGAGAUCAAGGUCCUUCUAUUCCUCUAACUCCUGGGGACACCCCGGUCCGAAAGAAAGAAGAAGUGCUAUUUGAUGAGGAGGAUGACAUCAUGGCCACCCUGGGCUUUGCAGACAGCCCCACAGCAGAAAGGAGGCAGAUGGGAGACCAGGAAGGGCCCCGUCCUGCUCGCUCCAGACUGGAUGAGCUGCUGGGUCGGGGGACUGCCACCAAACUCCUGGCUCGCCCGGGCACUGGGGAAUACAGGGAGUUCAAGCUGGACAAGAAGUUCCAGAGGCCACAGGACAAAGAAGAUCCCUGGGGUGAUGAGGACUUCACCUUUGGGGCCUAUCAGCCCACUGUGGGCUCCUGCGAGGGCCGGCAGUCCCACCGGCAGUCGGUCAGUAGGUUCUCAGCAGAAGGUGGCACAGAUCCCAAGGGAGAACCAGCCUCCAAAAGGAGCACCCCAGUGGCCACCAGCCCCACCCACCCCAGGAAGGGAGGAGCUGACUGGCUGGGCCUGAAGGACGAGGACCUAUUCUCUCCCUCUCCCACCAGAGAGGCUCAGAGGGGAGGGGAGGCGCUCUCCACUCCUUCCGCGCCCCCUCCCAGGAGCCAGCACUCUGCCCCAGCUGGACUGCCCACCUCCUCUCCGGGGGCCAAGCCAGCUCCAGAGGGUGCAGGUUUCCCUGCCAAAGCCGGCCAGCCUUCACAGCUGGGAGCAUCUAAGGAGAAAGAGGAAGAGGACUGGCUGAGCUAUGCCUUGUGUCGGAAGAAGUCCCGAGGUCUGGCCCGAGAGGAGCACACCGAGGCCUCCAGAGGCCAGAACUUGGUGGGGGCAGCGGGCAGUCCCCCUUCCAGCAGCCAGCGUGUUGCCAGCACUCAAGGGGUCAAGCAAGCGACUGCUGGAGGGUCCUCAGGAACAGCGGCACAUAAGCCACCGGCAGGACCCACCACCUCAGGGUCCCCCGUGACUUGGAACCAGGCUGCCUUGGCCCUCCGUGUCGGUGACCCCCAGAGGGGAACAGCCCGUGGAGACCUCUCCAGCGCCGAGCCUGCAGCCUGCUUCCCCAGCUCCCAGGAGACCACAGGGCCUUCUGUGCCUGUCCAGUCCCUGUUGCCAGAGUCCCUGGCACGGAGCCUGGUACCGGGCACAGAAUACCAGAGGCAGCUCCUGGCUGCACAGGUGCAGCUGCAGAGUGGCACUGCCGAGCUCCAGGCUGACUUUCUGCAGAGUCAGGCCCGACUGGCAGAGCUGGAGGCCCAGGUGCGGAAGCUGGAGCUGGAGCGGACCCAGCACCAGCUGCUGUUGGAGAGCUUGCAGCAGCGACACCAGGCAGACCUGGAGCUCCUCGAGAGUGCUCACAGAAGCCAUGUAAAGAUGCUAGAAACAUCGUACCAGCAACGGGAAGAGCGGCUGCGGAGGGAACAUGAGGAGCUGUCGGCCCGGUAUCUGUCGCAGUGCCAGGAAGCCGAGCAGGCCCGGGCCGAGCUUACGGCCCAGCACCAGCAGCGUUUGGCGGCCGCCGCACAAGAGAAGGACCAGGAGAUGGAGCGGCUCCGGGAGCUGCAGCGGGCCUCCAUCCUGGAGAUGCGCAAGGACCACGAGGAGCAGCUGCAGCGGCUGAAGCUGCUGAAGGACCGGGAGAUUGACGCCGUCACCAGCGCCACCUCCCACACGCGGUCCCUGAAUGGCGUCAUCGAGCAGAUGGAGAAGUUCUCCAGCAGCCUGCACGAGCUGUCCUCUCGCGUGGAGGCCUCGCACCUCAGCACGGCCCAGGAGCGGGAGCUGGGGCUCCGGCAGCGUGACGAGCAGCUCCGAGCGCUGCAGGAGAGACUGGGCCGGCAGCAGCGGGACAUGGAGGAAGAGCGGAGCCGGCUCCAGGAGGUCAUGGGGAAGACGGAGGCGCGCCUGACGGAGCAGAGCCGGCUGCUGGAGCAGGAGCGAUGGCGGGUGAAUGCCGAGCAGUGCAAAGCUGAGUCCACGCAGCGCGCUCUAGAGGAGCAGAGGAAGGUCAUGGUCCAGCAGAUCGCCAUGGAGCGGGAGGAGCUGGAGAAGGCCAAGAGCGCCUUGCUGGAGGAGCAGAAGUCCGUCAUGCACAGGUGUGGGGAGGAGCGGCGGCGCCUAGCGGCCGAGUGGGCCGACUUCUUCGCGCAGCAGAAGCUGAGUAAGGAGCGGGCCGAGCGUGAGGCAGAGAGGGCGCUGCAGGUGGACACCCAGCGGGAGGGCACCCUCAUCAGCCUGGCCAAGGAGCAAGCCGAGCUGAAGAUCAGAGCCGGUGAGCUCCGAGCCAAGGAGGAGCAGCUGGCGGCUGAGAGGGAGGCCCUGGAGCGGGAGCGGCAGGAGCUGCGGCUGGAGAAGGAGAGGGUCAGCGCCGCUGCCCUGCGCACCAGGCUCCGCGCCGGGGAGGUGGAGAGCAUGAGCCAGGUAGCCUCGGAGAAGUUUGAGGAGGGGCAGCGGGCGCUGCGUGAGGCCCGGCAGGUGCAGCAGGAGCAGCAGGCGCGGCUGCAGCUGGUGCAGCGACAGCAGGAGCGGCUGCGGCAGCAGGAGCGGCACGUGCACGAGGAGCACCUGAGUCUAGCCCAGCAGAGGCUGCGGCUGGACCGCAUCCGCCAGGACCUGCCCUCCGGCCCCGCGGCGCUGUUCCCUGGGACCCAGUGCCCGGCAGCGUCCUGCCUGAGCGCCACUGUGGCUCCUGCCCCCACCCCCCUCGGGUGCAGCCGGCCACCCGCCGGCCUGGGCCCCUCGCACCUCCACGCCAGGCUCAUGCUGCUGAAACACACAGCUGAGCAGGACCGUGACUUCUUGGAGAAUGAACAGCUCUUCCUGGAGACCCUGAAGAAAGCCUCCUACAAUAUGACAUCCCAUUCAGCCUGAAGGCUCCGCUGUCUCCUCAGCAAGGCCUCCAACCCUGGAAGUCUCUCCCACCGCCCCACCGGCUGCCAGCUCUGAGGAGUGGGUGCCCGGGGCCUGAUUACAGCUCUUCCCGGGAACAGGGUGCAAGUGCGUUCUCUCUGAGCCCUCCAGCCCAUGCCUGGAGCCUCUAGGGCUUGAGGGGCAACGGCCUCUGGGAGGUGUGGGGCUGACAGCAGCCCUAUGACACCACACCGCCAGCCACUGGUUCUCCACCCCCGACCUGCAGCUCGGAUCCGAGGCUCUGACUGGGCCUUGUGGACCUCUCCCUGCCUCAGCAGGCAGGAUACUUUCACCUGGGCGUCUUCUUGAAUGACUCCACAAGCAGCCUCCUGCCCCCUCCGAGAGGUCAGCAGAGCCUGCACGGGCUCUCCUCCCAAACUGGGACACGGGGUCAGAACGCACGUUCUGAAGGGCCUUCUACCCUCCUGGCAAGGAGGCGGGCGGUAUUGUGGGGACAGGGAGGGUGUCGCCACCCAGGUCUUGCCUCUCAGUAUGACAGGCUCUCAGCCUCAGCCUCAUUCCCAGCUGCCUGGGGAGCUGACCAGCCUUGCGCAGACACUGGCCUGUCGGCUUCUUCUGAUAGGGCUUCCCAGAGGCAGGACCCAGGUGACGGUGGGGUGGGGUGGGGUGUGGGGAGGGAACAGUAGAGAGGCUUCUCUGUCCUGUUCACCUGCUAUGAAGUCACAGCAGAUGGGAAAGAAGAAAGGGAGCGAGGGUCCCUGCCCUGGGAGGGUAGAGAGCACUGGGGAGCUGUGCAGGCCCGGACCGGACCCAAGCUGCCCCCCGGGGAGGGUGCCUUGGCACAUUUCCCUGCAGGGGCCUCAGGAGAGGGGCGGAGGCUUGGUAGUUGUCCCAGCAAACCUGAGGAUGGAGGGACUCUACUGACAUGACCACAGUUAUCCUGAAGUGGCUUCCAUCGGCCAGUGACUGGUUACCUUCCAUUAGAGGACAAAGGGCAGAGGAGGACGAGGCAGAGCGGGUACGAGCAGGCGCGUACGAGCUUUCAGAAGGAUCUUCUUCAUGUACCAACAAUUUACAGCCUUCAUCUUGGACCCAUUAAAUUGCUAUAUUCUUAAUGACA
Acinonyx jubatus (cheetah) is the source of this 4982-nucleotide messenger RNA. RefSeq names its product Fas binding factor 1 (gene FBF1). The coding region runs from base 422 to 3862 and encodes 1146 amino acids. Lineage: Eukaryota; Metazoa; Chordata; Mammalia; Carnivora; Felidae. The record is from RefSeq and is a predicted model, not a curated record. Gene Ontology annotation, cellular component: centriole; ciliary transition fiber; ciliary basal body. Gene Ontology annotation, biological process: establishment of epithelial cell polarity; cilium assembly. The transcript has 31 exons.